AAAAAAAAAUAGGGGAAUGAGGAACAACAAAACGAUAAAAUGAAAGACGUGGGAGGGAGGAACCGAGCGAGAGGAGUAUAAAACACCUCUCGCCCCUGUCUCCCUCACAAUUUCUCUCCUUCACUCAAGUGUCUGUCUUGCAUCUCCUCGCAGUUUGCCACCAUGACCUGUAACAAGCCUACUGAUCUCCAGACAGGCAUGUGCCUGCUCAUUUCUACCUUCCACAAAUACUCUGGAAAGGAAGGCGACAAGUUAACCCUCAGCAAGGGUGAACUGAAGGAUCUCCUUGACAAUGAGCUGGGGGAUAUAUUUGGGAAAUCACAGGAUAAGACCAAAUUGGACAAGAUAUUUAAGGACCUGGACGCCAAUGCAGAUGGGACAGUGGACUUCCAGGAGUAUGUCACUCUGGUUGCCUGCAUCACCAUGAUGUGCAACGAUUUCUUCACUAAGAAAUAGGCUACAGAGGAUCGACAGACAAAUGACCCAUGUGAAACUUGGAAACAUGCAUAAACUUGUUUUUCCAAAGAAAGCUUGCAGCAGUUAUAAAAAUUUAAUAAACAUUAUUAAACUGUUUUGAUAUGUUUUAAACAAAA
Molecule: messenger RNA, 593 nt
Organism: Paramormyrops kingsleyae
Lineage: Eukaryota; Metazoa; Chordata; Actinopteri; Osteoglossiformes; Mormyridae
Product: ictacalcin-like
Cellular component (GO): cytoplasm
Molecular function (GO): transition metal ion binding; calcium-dependent protein binding; calcium ion binding
Source: RefSeq, a predicted model, not a curated record